Molecule: messenger RNA, 12673 nt
Organism: Heterocephalus glaber (naked mole-rat)
Lineage: Eukaryota; Metazoa; Chordata; Mammalia; Rodentia; Bathyergidae
Gene: Akap13
Product: A-kinase anchoring protein 13
Biological process (GO): positive regulation of canonical NF-kappaB signal transduction; regulation of Rho protein signal transduction; adrenergic receptor signaling pathway
Cellular component (GO): membrane; actin cytoskeleton
Molecular function (GO): MAP kinase scaffold activity; guanyl-nucleotide exchange factor activity
Source: RefSeq, a predicted model, not a curated record
CGCCGCCGCCGCUGGAGGAGCGGCCGCCUAUUGUCUUUCACCGCGGCGAAGGUGUGGAGCGGCUCCGGCUCGGCCCUCGGGGGUGCCCCGGGAGCCGAAAGUGUCCUGGGUCAUGAAACUUAAUCCACAACAAGCUCCAUUAUACGGUGAUUGUGUUCUUACUGUACUGCUUGCUGAAGAGGACAAAGUUGAAGAUGAUGUAGUUUUUUACUUGGUAUUUUCAGGCUCCACCCUUCAUCAUUGUGCAAGUACUCGCAAAGUCAGUUCUGACACACUGGAAACCAUUGCUCCUGGUCAUGACUGCUGUGAGACAGUGAAGGUACAGCUCUGUGCUUCCAAGGAGGGCCUUCCCACAUUUGUGGUGGCUGAAGAAGACUUCAGUUUUGUCCAGGAUGAGGCAUAUGAUGCAGCUCAAUUCCUGGCAACUAGUGCUGGAAACCAGCAAGCUCUGAACUUCACUCGUUUUCUUGACCAUUCAGGACCCCCAUCUGGAGAUGUGAAUUCCCUUGAUGAGAAGGUCUCACUGGCUUUCAGACAUCUGAAGCUGCCAGCAGAGUGGAAUGUAUUGGGGACAGAUCAGACUUUGCAUGAUGGUGGUCCCCGGGAGACAUUGAUGCAUUUUGCUGUGCGGCUGGGACUGCUGCGGUUGACAUGGUUCCUAUUGCAAAAACCUGGUGGCCGCGGAGCUCUGAGUGUCCACAACCAGGAAGGGGCAACACCUGUGAGCUUGGCUUUGGAGCGAGGUUAUCACAAGCUGCACCAGCUUCUAACUGAGGAGAAUGCUGGGGAACCAGACUCCUGGAGCAGUUUAUCCUAUGAAAUCCCGUGUGGAGACUGUUUGGUGAGGCAUCAUCGGGAGCUGGACAUCUAUACUUUGACCUCUGAGUCAGAAUCCAACUGUGAAUCCCCAUUUCCUGGAAACAGUUGCUCUGGACAUAUUUUAAAACUUAUGAACAUUCAACAGCAACUAAUGAAAACAAACCUCAGGCAAAUGGACAAUCUUAUGCCCACCAUGGUGACAGCUCAGGAUCCUUCCAGUCUGCCCAUUGCCCCAGAGACUGAUGGCCAGAUUCUUUCCUGUGCAACAGAGCUCUCAGACAGCCAGCAGCUUUCUUCUUCUCUUGAAGAGACUGAGACCAGCCUGUGCUGCCAAGGGAGCCCUGAUGAACAGAUUGAAAGUUCCUGUGAUUUGUCACAUAUGAUUGAGGAAGAGAAUACAAACUGUUCUUAUAGGAAUAAAAAUACAGAUGUGCAGAGAAAGGGGGAAGAGGUGGAGCUCACACCUGUUGUGGACUUGGAAACUGUGUGUGAUCGAGACAACAGCCUUCAGAGCAUGCCUGACUCUGAAGUAAAAGGCAUGGAAGGCCUUUUAUCCUGUGGAAACAGAAAUGAAGAAACUGGAACAACAUCUUCUGGAAUGACCACAGAUCAGGAGGUUCUGUGUAACACAGAGAGUUUGCUGCAGGGAGACAUGGUCAUGGAGCUGGGCAAAGCCCAGCAUUCCGCUGGAGGUAAACUGGCAGGCAGUUCAACAGAUGUCAGUGCCUCAGAGCGUUCUGCCACUAUCCAGAAGGGUCUGCGUGAAGCAGCAGAAAGUACAAAGGAAAGAUUUGAGAAAUCUAAUAUCAGCACAGCUGAAGCCACCAACAUACAGGUCAUCAGUGAGCCUAUGGAUAAAGCCAGUGUUCCGAGCCCUGCCUCUGCCCCCAGAGCCCUGGAUGGCAACAAACCUGAUAAUUCUUCACUUGCAUUUAGUCUUGGAGAAAUCCCUGGUGAAAAAACAGCAGAAGCUGAAACUUUGAGAAGUUGUGAGGAACAUGCUGAUACUCUCAGAGAUCAGGUAACUCCAGCUGCUGCAAAAGACAAGAUUUCAGAUGGAUUAGUACUGGAUGUUCCUCUAGCAGGCAUUUGUGAGGCAGUAUCACCCUCGGAGUUAACCUUUUCUGGGAUAGAAAAAGAUGUGCCGCCAAACCAGAAAUCAAAAAUGAACUCUCCUAUUGAAAGCCAAAACAGCAAAUCACUGGUUUGUUCUAUAACUGGAGAUGAUAAACUUUGCGCUGACUCUGCAUGUCAACAGAACACAGUGACUUCUAGUGUUGAGUUGGUUGCAGAACAUUGCAGUGACAUAGUUGACCAGCCUGGAAUCACCACAGCAGGGCAGCCCAACACACAAGACCCACCUACUGCUGUCUGCCAGGAAGACCCACAAGCAAAUACAGUCCCUUCUGACCCUUUAGUAGAUGUCCAAGAACAUGUGGAUUUUUGUCCUCUUGAAGCUUUGGAUAAAAAAGGCCAAAGAAAAGAUUUGAAACUAGAUACACCUUUAACAACUGUGCUUGAGGCCGCUUUACAUCUGCAUCCACUUGUUUCUAAAACUGAGGAAGAAUUCAAGGCAGACCAGGCAGUACCAUCAGGCAGCACUUUCUCUCUGGCAAGCAGUCAAGGCAAUGAAUCAGUAACCAAAGAUGACGUACUUCCUUUUAUCCCCUCCCACAAAGAAAAGGGAACAGCAACCCCGGAACUACAUAGGCCUAUAGUGUAUAGAGGUGGCCCAGCUGGAGGAGAUUUGGAUCAUCCUGAUAAACAGCUGCCAGAAGACAGCACUGUAGGCCUGUCCACAUCCUCUGCUGCUGUAGAUCUUCAGCCCAGCAUGGGGAAUACCAGUCCUGGAGUUCUAGCUGGGGAGCACAAGAGCCCUGGCCCCUCAGCAUCCCCUGAAGUUCUGGCUGACUGUUCCCUGCUAAGUAUGGAUAAGGGCACUUUGGCCUCUGACUCAAUUUUGACUGAAGAAGGAAAAAAUCAGGCAGUUCCCAAAAGCUCUGCAAUGCAGGGACAAGAUGACAAGGAUAAAUCAGUGACUUGCUCCUCCAUUAAGGAAGACAAGCUUUCUUCAAGAAUGUUGCUGGAAGUGCAGAGAAAACCACCACCUGGACAGGAGGCACCGGGAUUCUGUGAAAAGCCUAUCUCAGCUGCAUGUACAGAGGACAAAGCACUUCAGCACAAUAAUUCACUUGUCACAGCCUCUGCCUGCCUUAAGGCAGAAACUGAACAUAACAAGGAAGUGUCCCCACACGUCUCCCUGCUGACAGAAGGUGGGGCCAUACAGAGCCUGCUAUCACCAGGAACAAGUCUGGUUGCACACUCGAGGCAGGAAGCCUUUGGUACAGAGCAGAACAGCUUACCUGUCCUGCCACAUGUGUUGCCAGAUGUGUCUGAGGGACUUAAUGGCGGUCGACCUUUUGCUCUGGAUGUUGAAGUGAAGGACACUGAAUCCCAGAGGAAAACCAAUGCCUGUGAAGUGAGUGGAAAUGUGACACUGGAUGUUCCAGAGGUUAAUUCCCUGCAAAGUCCUGCAGGGCCUAGAAGAAAGGAUAUACCACACAACACCCAAGACACCCCAAUUUCAGAAGUUUUGUUGAACCAGGAGAAGAGUAUGACCCUGAGUUUGCCAAGAGCUUUACCAGACAAAGGCGUGAGUGAUCCACAGGAAGCUACAACCCCAGCAGUGGUACCUCUUGAUUGGAAGAAAGAGAAGCUGGAGGAAGCAGACCACAACUGUAUCACAGGUGACUCCAAGGAGGUACAAAAGGAUGAUGAAGCACUGGAGCCUGUUGCCAUGGAACUCCCCACAGAGACAGGGCUCUCAACUUUUGAUGACAAGACCUCAGCUGGCAGGAGGGAAGUCACACAGGCCUCAGGCUCAGACAAGCAAAGGGGUGCUCCCUCUCUGCCUUAUGUGGUCUCAGCCCAAGCUGCGCAUGUGCCUGAGGGAGCAGACUUAGAGGAGGCUGCCAGUCGUAUAGUAGAAGCUGUCAUCGAACGAAUCAAGGCCUCGGGAGUGCUGAUUAUUGAUGGAGAAAUCAGUCACAUAUCACUGUCCAGUCCUGAGUCAGACCCUGUGACUGAAAUACCAGAGAAGGCUUCUACAGAGAAGGUGUGUGCUUUCCUAUCUGGGCAGAUCCUGCAAAAGGAUAGUGUUUGUGAAGAAGGCACAGGGAACCUCACAGGAGGAGGCUUUGUUGGAAGGGAAGAGCCAGAGAAGAUCAUGUCUGUUCAGGGGCUGGAGCCAGCAACAGAAAUGCCAGACACAAAAGCUGAUGAUGAAGUGGAUUUUCUGAGUAAGACCAGAUCAAGUUCAAACUUUGACCAGGUGGCUGUAGGGAAUGGAGGUCCUACCCCUAAGAUGAAACAAGGCCCAAAGACCCAGGAGAUAAACCGUGAAAGCUGGUGUACAUUAGAGCCAUGCCCAGCUGCACCAUCUCUUUUGGCCUCCAAACAGAGCCCGGAAUGUGAGAACUUGUUGGAUGUUGGACUGGACAGAGAAUGUGCCUCAAAACAAGGUGUACUUCAGAGAGAAUCUGGGAGUGAUUCUGACCUCUUUCAUUCACCCAGUGAUGACAUGGACAGCGUCAUCUUCUCAAAGCCCGAGGUCUGUGAUGUCAUGGGAUCCAGUUCUUCUACAGAUGACACAGCUUCCCUGGAUCGACAUUCUUCUCAUGGCAGUGAUGUGUCCCUCCCUCAGAUUUCAAAGUUAAACAGGUCCAGAGAUCAGCAAAGCCCUGAUGGCUUCUACAGCCAUGGGGUGGGAGCUGAGGGCCAAGAGAAUGAGAGUGAGCCUGCUGGCUCUGGUGAAAUUGAAGAGGAGGAGAUGGACAGCAUCACAGAAGUGCCUGCAAACUGCUCUAUCCGGAGGAGCUCCAUGCACUCACUCUCCCCUUUCCGGAGGCACAGCUGGGGUCCUGGAAAGAAUGCAGCCAGUGAUGCAGAAAUGAACCGGAGUUCAAUUCGAAUUCUUGGGGAUGUUGUCAGGAGGCCUCCCAUUCAUAGGAGAAGUAUGAGCUGGUGUCCCUCUGGUGUGCAAUACUCUGCUGCCUUGAGUGCUGACUUUAAUUACAGAAGUUUCAGUUUGGAAGGCUUAACAGGAGCAGUUGGCAUUGGAAAUAAGCCGUCCUCAUCUCUAGAAGUUACCUCUGCAAACUCCAAAGAGCUCAGACACCCUUUCAGUGGGGAGGAACAGGGUGACUCUUUGAUGUCACUUUCAGAAGAGGAUUUGGAGUCACACCAGAGAGAACAUAGGAUGUUUCAUCAGCAGACAUGUCACAGAUCCAAACAACAGGGAUUUAAUUACUGUACAUCAGCCAUUUCUUCUCCACUGACAAAAUCCAUCUCAUUAAUGACAAUCAGCCAUCCUGGAUUAGACAAUUCACGGCUCUUCCACAACACCAGUGCUAAUCUGACUGAAAGUAUAACAGAAGAGAACUAUAAUUUCCUGCCACAAAGCCCCUCCAAGAAAGAUUUUGAAGGGAAGAGUGGAACAAAAGUCAGUCGUACUUUCAGCUACAUCAGAAAUAAAAUGUCCAGUAGUAAGAAGAACAAAGAAAAAGAGAAAGAGAAAAUUAAGGAGAAGGAGAAAGAUUCUAAAGAGAAGGAAAAAGAUAAGAAGAUUGUCAGUGGGCAUACUUUCAGUUCCAUUCCUGUUGUGGGUCCCAUCAGUUGCACCCAUUGUGUGAAGCCUUUCACCAACAAAGAUGCCUACACUUGUGCAAAUUGCAGUGCUUUUGUCCACAAAGGCUGCAGAGAAAGUCUGGCCUCCUGUGCAAAGGUCAAAAUGAAGCAGCCCAAAGGGAACUUCCAGGCACAGGACACAUCAUCACUGCCUGUCAUGAGAAACAAGCCCUCACAGCCCAAAGAGCGCCCCCGAUCUGCAGUCCUCCUGGCUGAAGAAACAAUGGCUCCCCCAGUGUUCGCUAGCAGACGGUCCCAGCAGAGUGUUUCACUCUCCAAAAGUGUCUCCAUACAGAACAUCACUGGAGUUGGCAAUGAGGAGAACAUGUCAAAUACCUGGAAAUUCUUGUCUCACUCAACAGACUCACUAAAUAAAAUCAGCAAGGUCAAUGAGUCAACAGAAUCACUUACUGAUGAGGGAGUAGGUACAGACAUGAAUGAAGGACAACUAAUGGGAGACUUUGAGAUUGAUUCCAAACAGCUAGAAGCAGAGUCCUGGAGUCGGGUGGUGGACAGCAAGUUUCUGAAACAGCAAAAGAAAGAUGUGGUCAGACGACAAGAAGUAAUUUAUGAGUUGAUGCAGACAGAGUUUCAUCACCUGCGCACCCUCAAGAUCAUGAGUGAUGUGUACAGCCGGGGGAUGAUGACAGAGCUCCUCUUUGAGCAGCAGAUGGUGGAAAAACUGUUCCCAAGUUUGGAUGAGCUAAUCAGUAUUCAUAGCCAGUUCUUUCAGAGGAUCUUGGAGCGGAAGAAGGAAUCUCUGGUGGAUAAAAGUGAAAAGAACUUCCUUGUGAAGAGAAUAGGGGAUGUGCUUGUAAAUCAGUUUUUGGGUGAGAAUGCAGAACGCUUAAAGAAGACAUACGGCAAGUUUUGUGGGCAGCACAAUCAGUCUGUAAACUACUUCAAAGACCUUUAUACAAAGGAUAAGCGUUUUCAGGCCUUUGUAAAGAAGAAGAUGAGCAGUUCAGUGGUAAGGAGGCUGGGAAUCCCGGAAUGCAUAUUACUUGUAACCCAGCGGAUCACCAAGUAUCCAGUUUUAUUCCAGCGAAUAUUGCAGUGUACCAAAGAAAAUGAAGUGGAGCAGGAAGACCUGGCUCAGUCCUUGAGCCUGGUGAAGGAUGUCAUUGGAGCGGUGGACAGCAAAGUGGCAAGUUACGAAAAGAAAGUACGUCUCAAUGAGAUUUAUACAAAGACAGAUAGCAAGUCAAUCAUGAGGAUGAAGAGUGGUCAGAUGUUUGCCAAGGAGGAUUUGAAGCGGAAGAAGCUGGUGCGCGAUGGUAGUGUGUUUCUGAAGAGUGCAGCAGGAAGGUUGAAAGAGGUUCAGGCAGUUCUGCUCACUGACAUUUUAGUUUUCCUUCAAGAAAAAGACCAGAAAUACAUCUUUGCAUCACUGGACCAGAAAUCAACAGUGAUCUCUUUAAAGAAGCUGAUUGUAAGAGAAGUGGCACGUGAGGAGAAAGGUCUGUUCCUAAUCAGUAUGGGGGUAAAAGACCCAGAGAUGGUGGAGGUCCAUGCCAGCUCCAAAGAAGAGCGGAACAGCUGGAUUCAGAUCAUUCAGGAUACAAUCAACACCCUGAACAGAGAUGAAGAUGAGGGAAUUCCCAGUGAGAAUGAGGAAGAAAAGAAAAUGUUGGACACCAAAACUCGGGAGCUAAAAGAACAACUUCAACAGAAGGACCAGCAGAUCCUCCUCCUGCUGGAAGAGAAGGAGACAAUUUUCCGGGACAUGACUGAGUGCAGCACCCCCUUGCCAGAUGAUUGCUCCCCAACUCAAAGCCCUAGAACUCUCUUCCGCUCCAACACAGAGGAGGCUCUCAAAGGAGGGCCUUUAAUGAAGAGUGCAAUAAAUGAGGUGGAGCUCCUUCAGGGCCUGGUGAGCGGAGGCCUGGGAGGCACACUUGGACAGGCUGGCGGCAGCACUGUGGAGCAAGAAGCCAUGAUUGGCCCUGUUUCCCUGCCCCGGAGAGCAGAGACCUUCGGGGGCUUUGACAGUCAUCAGAUGAACAUGUCUAAGGGAGCUGAGAAAGAAGAAGGAGAUGAUGGCCAAGAUCUUAGGAGAACAGAGUCAGAUAGCGGUCUUAAAAAGGGUGGAAAUGCUAACCUAGUAUUUAUGCUUAAAAGAAACAGUGAGCAGGUUGUCCGGAGCAUUGUUCAUCUGCACGAACUCCUCAGCACCCUGCAGGGUGUGGUGUUGCAGCAGGACAGCUACAUCGAGGACCAGAAGCUGGUGCUGAAUGAGAGGGCGCUUACGAGGAGCAUGUCCCGCCCCAGCUCCCUCAUCGAGCAGGAGAAGCAGCGCAGCCUGGAGAAGCAGCGGCAGGACCUGGCCAACCUGCAGAAGCAGCAGGCGCAGCACCUGGAGGAAAAGCGCCGGCGAGAGCGCGAGUGGGAGGCCCGGGAGAGGGAGCUUCAUGAGCGGGAAGCACGGCUGGCCGAGCGGGAGGAGAAGGUGCAGAGGGGGCAGCAGGAGCUGGACAGGGACUGGGAGGAGCUCCAGCAGAAGAAGGGCGUGUACCAGUGCGACCUGGAGCGGCUGCGCACAGCCCAGAAGCAGCUGGAGCGGGAGCGGGAGCAGCUGCAAAGGGAUAUGGAGCAGUUCAGCCAGAGGCAGAUGGACAGGGACCUGUGUCAGGUAUCACAUCAGCACACCAAGCUCAUGAGGAUCCCGUCCUUCCUUCCCAGUCCUGAGGAGUCAACCUUGCCGUCUGUACCUUCAGUGACCAAGUCAGGGUCAUUGGACUCAGAACUUUCAGUGUCCCCAAAAAGGAAUAGCAUCUCUCGGACACACAAAGAUAAGGGGCCUUUUCACAUACUGAGUUCAAGUAGCCAGACGAACAAAGUGCCAGAGGGGCAGAGCCAGGCCCUGUCGGGCAUCUCCACCUCCACCCGCCUGUUCGGGUUGACUAAGCCGAAGGAAAAGAAGGAGAAAAAAAAGAACAAAAAAGGAACCCGCUCCCAGCCUGGUGAUGGCCUUGCAUCAGAAGCCUCAGCAGAGGGUGAGGAGAUCUUCUGCUGAUCCUCUCCCUCCAAACCUGGCCGAAGUGCCUGCCUGCCUGCCUGCCUGCCUCUCCUCCUGCCCCUCAUGCAUAAGUACCCACACUGGACGUCCACUGCUCCCCAGCAUCCAGUCUUCCUGGGCACCCCAGGUCCUGCACAAGAAGGAGCAGAUUGUCUUGACCGUUAGGGUGGGAGGAAGCCCAGACUCCAGUCCAGCUGUGAUCUGUGACUUCCCAGGAUGUUACACUGAAAGUUGUGGGCCCAGAAGUACAGGGGAUAGUCUGGGACAUGUCAGGAAUCCCUAAGGGCCUGCCUUUUAUGUGGGGAACACAACAGACUCAGACAGCAGCUAGGAAGGGUUGUAUCUGUGCAUGUAUUCAGAGACCCGGCUUAGCUCAGCCCAGAGGCAGUGUUGGACAGCCUCAACCCAUAGCCUAUGGAAAUGGGGUUCCUUUAAACCACUCUGCCUGUCUCAACCCUUUUCUCAUUUCAUUUUUGAAGGGGUGACAGACAUCUGUGAAACCAGUGAUAAGGAUCUUGAUGUGGAUAAAAAGCAUAUGAUCUCUACCUUGAUCUUGGUUUUCCAGGUUUUUCUCAUCAAAUUCAGAAGAAACAUACUGACUGUCCAAGAUAUUUGCCUACAGGUUCUAGGCACAGAGGGAGUAGAAAGGCAUCUCAUCCAUAUCCCUGGAGUGUGACACUUUUUGGUUGUCACUAACCACUCAGAAGAGCCCUCCUAACAGCUCCAUGGGAGAAGCUGCUGCCUGGGCCUCCAUGUGGGAGAGAAUGUGCCUUCUGGCACACACUCUGAGCAGCUGCCACCCUCUCACCCAGGACCCAGCUGUGGCCUCUGCAAGGUCCCCUCAGGACCACUGGCCGAGCAAUGGGUUCAGGUGUGGGGUAAGCCUUGUGUAGUGAUGGAGGGAGGACCUGGCCCACAGCAGGGAGCAUGCUCAUUCUGCAUCAGGCCUCCCUCAGCAAAAUGCGGUUCCCUGAAAAACUGUUUAAAUCCAAGUAUGAAUUAUCCUGUACUAUCAAGAUCUCACACAAGCUGCCUGGUUUUUCUUCUCCCUUUCUCCCUGUGUUUUGAUCUGUGGUUGCUUGAGACUUUCACCGCUGGUGUGCGCAGGCCAGCUCUUUGGUAAGAGUUCCCUCUGAGGCUCCCUGUGCUGCCGCUUGGCCUCCUAACGGAGGAGACCUGGAAAUUCUGUGCUUCACAGGUGGCCUUCAGUUCCUGCUUUUUGGCCCUCAAAACCAUGAGGCUUUGAACAUUUCUUUUUAAAAACAAACAAAAAUCUGUAACUUGGUGCUUGUUGAUGAAUUGCAAGCUGGCCUUGCAGAUGGAGAUAUUUAUCUUUCAGUUUAUUUGAAAGAGAUCUGGUUUAAAUUUUUAGCCUAAAUUUGUCUUAUUUAUUUUUGUGUGUGUUUGUGUUUUGUUUUUAGGGUGAACCAGUUCUAGCCCAGCAGUUUAAACUAGCUGAUCAGUGCAGAGAGUGCAGUAGCAGCCAGCACUGCUCACUCCUGUCUUCCAAGUGCCUUGAGAUCCAGGUGGAAUCUGGGGUUAGGGCUGGGGAGGGGUCUGUGGCCUUCUUCCCCUGACUCCCACUCACUUUACCAAGGGAUGUCUCCUUCCUUGAGGGUUAGGAAACUUGACACCUAUGAGCUACCUUGACCCGUUUUUGUCAUAAGAACUUUCACCCAUCAGAUACAGAUUUUAGGCCAAACCCAGCUGAUUUUCUUUCAAUGCAAACAAAAUACCCUAAACAGCAAAAAGUCAGUUGCUUCCUUCUACCAGUCCACACAACUCCGAGUUACAGCUGAACCUGUCAUGACUGUUCUCAGACCCCCAGGAAGCCAGGCUGCUUUCCUUCUCACUGGCCCUGAGUGAUCCAUGGUGGCUCCAGCCCCAUGGGAGUCUGAGGAAGGCACUGCACCCACGCCCUGUGCACGGGCAGACUGACUCACAUGCUCACUGGCACACUGUACUCUCUAAGGUACUAUGCAUCCCUGCAAGCACAAUUUUGAUCUAGCUGUGAUGUUUCCCUUGCUUUGUUGGUUUAGGUCAUUGUAAAAAGGGUGAUUUCACCUGUACCCACACCUCUCUAACUCAACAAUGUGGUCAGGUUCUGGUUGAACAAGUUGGGACUCAGAAGGUUGAGUCUUCACUUCCCCUGAGCUGCCGAUUUCCUCCAGGAAUAGACUGGUGCAGAAAGAGAACCUCUUACCAGGAACUGUGCUUUCACAUGCCUGCCCCUCUCGCCUCCCCUUUGGAUCUGACCUCUGGGAUUCAAUGCUGUGCUUGGGAUUUCCUGGGAUUACCGCUGCUGGUGCUUCUGCUUGUGACCUGGAGAACUGCUCUAGUUCCCCAGUCUACAGCCCCAGGGUGGGGGGUUCUCUCCCGUGAGCAGGGGUGGUUUUCCAGGGACCUGGAUUGUUUCCCUUACUGCCCCCACGCUAGAAAGCCAUGGUUCUUCCUCAGUCUAAAGAAAUCAGAUGCCUGAAAUUAUGACUGAGUCUGGGGGACAUGCAAGUAGUCCCAGCCUCCAGCUUCUAGUGAACUUCUAGAAGGACACUGCACCUCCUAAAAGUUACAGUCAUCUCAGUGGUUGUCCUCCUGGUUGGGUGACAUGUGCACUUUAAAAGCUCCCUCCUCAGUUGGCUGUAUUUUUGAGACAAUCAAACAUGUUAACUUUGUUUUCUUCUUAGAAAAUGGAGGUGGUUAAAACAUGCAAAUUCCCAUAUUCAGCCUUUGCCAACAUUCCCUCUGCCCCCAGGAGAGCUGUCUUGUGGGGAAGAAAAUCCUUUUCAAGAAAGUCUUGAUAAGGUACAAACCUUGCCUUCUGUCCUUGCCCAAGUCUCAGGGUUGUACCACUAAAAGCUGCCCCUUUGAGCAUCUUCCCCUAUUACCCACCCAAGGCCUCAAUAUUAGUAAGCAUGUAUUUUUGAGACUUUUGGGGUCUUGUUUGUUCCUUUCUUGGGGGAGAAUGAGAUGGCCUUAGUGCAUAAGAGCUUAAUUAAAUAGCUCUUGCCUUAAGAGUGGAAACAGAACCUUGUAGGCCAGAAAAAUGCUCUCCAUAGAAGAACUUUUUAUUUUAUUCUUUCAUCCCUAAUGCUCUCCUACUGCCAGUUCUUCUCAAGGAUUCGGUAUUUGCUCAGAGCUGAAGUUUGCUCUGAGGAUGGGUGGACAGUUGUGCCCAGAGCAGCAAGGUGUAGACAGUCCUGGGGAGUGGGGUUCUGUGACCAGAAAGUGGGUGCCUCUGAGGUGGUCCCAAGCACCUCGGGAGGUGUCCACCCCCUGUGCCUAAACGUGACCAUCUGGGUGGAGCAGUGGAACAUGUGCCUCCUUCCUCAGGAGGACCUGUUGGGGAUGCACCUGUGUCCUGGGCUGUCCCUCCAGCCCCACUCCACUCACCUUUCCUCAGACCAGGAGGGCAGGCUGUUGGGCUUAGGUUCAUAGUUUUUCUUCCAUUGUAGCAUAACAUUCCUAGUUAACCAGAGCUUUGGAAUCUACUACCUGCUGGCCAGGGUUUGAAAAGUCUUUUAAUCUGCCAGAAAAGGAAGAAAAGGAAGGCAGGGGAGGGCCUUUCCACAUGCUUAUGUAUUGCAAUUUGUUGAGAGGCUGAUGGGCCAUCAGUCAUUUCUCCAUCUCACUGAGGUUUGAAGACAGGCAGCCCUACUGGCCCAGGAUAGCCUGCCCUCCGAAAGGGGAGCCGCUGUACCUCAGGGCCUCUGUGGGAAGCCCAGAACCUGUCCCCCAGGCCUUCCCAGAGCUGUCCCCAUCCACUGGGAUGGGGCUCCCAGCACACUCGCAGGACUUGGCCCUGGCUUUCCUCAAGGCCCAGCCCGGUUGAGCCUGGCUGUGCUAGUGUCACUUGCCCUGUAGCAGAAAGAUGGGGGUGUUGCUCUCAUCAGUUCUCAAAUGCUGUAUGAACGUUUCUGUGCUAACUCCUAUUAAAUGAUGGGUUAAAACCCAAAUGCUGUACAUUAAUUUGUAAUUAUGUAUAAAGUGAUGCAGUUUUAAACUGUAAAGAUUUUUGUCAGUGUUUUCUGGAAUUUUGCCAUAACAUACUGGCUUUGUAUUUUAUUUAUCUUCCUUUCUAGUUAUUGGCUUCCCACUCUUGUAAAGUCCCUCAGCCCUUUCAAAAAGAAAAUAAAUCUCCUUUGAAGUCUU